AUGCAGUUCUCACUUUCAUACCUGAUCUCUAUUUUCUACAUAAUAUUGAUAACUUCUGAAACUACAGCGUUCUCACCUAAAAGGCCUAACCUAUACAUUUGGCUAGCACAGAAUAGUUAUAUUUGUGAUCCGACUCUGCUCAACAAGCGAACUCAUCGAUUUCUGACACCUUGGGAAUCUGUCAGAUUACGGUGUUCAUGUGGUGAUCCAUUGGCGACCAAAUCAGCGUGUGGCAGGAAACAUGGAAAUUCAAACCAGAAGCUUGCUUGUUUUCGAUUACCUGAUCCAUGUCUACGCGAGUAUGCAGUGAUUUUCGAGCAUGGCGGUAAUCGAUUAUCUGUGCCUCUGCCACCCUCAAAACCUCAUCGAAUUGUAACAGCCGUACGAAAGACAGUGACAACGAAACAUUCUCAAAGAACUCCAAAAAUAGUGUCUACGAUUCCAGUCGGGGCUGUCUUGCGAGUGAAGAAAGUGAAAGAAAAAUUAUAA
Molecule: messenger RNA, 489 nt
Organism: Caenorhabditis elegans
Lineage: Eukaryota; Metazoa; Nematoda; Chromadorea; Rhabditida; Rhabditidae
Exons: 5
Coding region: 1-489 (162 amino acids)
Cellular component (GO): membrane
Source: RefSeq, marked reviewed